Molecule: messenger RNA, 2337 nt
Organism: Thamnophis sirtalis
Lineage: Eukaryota; Metazoa; Chordata; Lepidosauria; Squamata; Natricidae
Gene: EARS2
Product: glutamyl-tRNA synthetase 2, mitochondrial
Biological process (GO): glutamyl-tRNA aminoacylation
Cellular component (GO): mitochondrion
Molecular function (GO): tRNA binding; zinc ion binding; ATP binding
Source: RefSeq, a predicted model, not a curated record
UUUACCUUCGGCCCCUUCAUGCUCUUUCAGGUACACAAGUGCACCCACCCGCUGCUGCUUCUCCUCCUCCUCCGCCAGCUUUUAUAGCCCCUGGGCUGACUGAGGUGCUCUUAAAGGGACAGAGCAGCCCAGGCCGCUGGACCUCUCCCACCUGCCCCUUAUAAUUGGAGGCUGUGCACCUGGGCCAGUUAUUCUCUUCCCUCCUUUUCCCAAAAGCUCCCAAGAGAGCCUCAUUCCCUCCCUUUAAAAAACCUUCCCCAGCCCCCAGGAUGCAUAAUCCGUGCAUAAGGGUGGAGGGGCUUGGCCUCCCUCAGUGCAGGUUCCUUUCAGACCCCAGGGCCAAGGUGCUUCCCCUGGGAUUUCAGAAAGAGGGUGCUUUCCUUGGAAUCUGAGCUGUGCUUUCUCUCACCCACACUCUGCCUGCUCAGCUUCCCCUCACAGGGGUCAUUGUGCUGAUCUGCCCAUUUCCUCUGAGCUCUCUGUCUACUAUGAACAGGGUUUCUACAUUUGGGGGGGCUCCGGACUGCUCUGUACAACUAUAUUUUUGCCCGAAAACACCGAGGCAGUUUUAUCCUUCGACUGGAAGACACCGAUCAAAGCCGUGUGGUAUUGGCAGCCUCUCAAAGCAUAGAAGAUGCAUUGGAGUGGGCAGGUAUGACAACAGGUGUCGUCACCUAAACCCCAAGGAGGUUGCUGAGAAGAUAUCUCAAGGCGUUGACUAUGUGGUGCGUUUUCGCCUGGAAGAGCAGACGGACCCUUUUUGCGAUCUAAUCCAUGGGUGGAGCAGGCACGAAGUAGCCAGUGUGGAAGGCGAUCCAGUGAUUCUGAAGAGCGAUGGCUUUCCAACCUAUCACCUGGCCAAUGUGGUGGACGAUCACCUAAUGGAGAUCAGCCACGUUCUGCGUGGAGUUGAAUGGCUCACCUCCACUUCCAAACACCUCCUCCUCUACAGGGCCUUUGGCUGGGAGCCGCCUCAUUUUGGGCACCUUCCACUGCUCCUGAACGAAGAUGGCAGCAAACUCUCCAAGAGACAAGGGCAUGUUUUUGUGGAGGAGUUUGCGCAAGAUGGCUAUUUGCCAGCCACCCUCCUGGAUCUCAUGACACACUCUGGCUCAGGGUUUGCAGAAAAUAGAAUAGGACGAACACUAAAGGAGCUGAUUGAUGAGUUUGAUCUGAGCAGGAUCGAAAGGCACUCGGCCCUCCUGGAUUUGAAGAAACUGCCAGAAUUCAACAGGGUUCACCUGGCCCAGCAGAUUGGAGACGAGAGGCUACGGCAGAAGCUUGUGCCAGAGGUCCGGGCCGCUGUGGAGGAAGUCUAUGGCAAGCAGCUUCCGGAGAGGGAGGUCCUUGAAAAGGGCUACAUUGAGCAGGUGCUCUUGCUGAGAAGGGGCCACAUUAGCCGCCUGAAGGACUUGGUGUCCCCCAGCUAUGCUUUCUUGUGGAUCCGCCCCUCUGUGUCUUCGGAGAAGCUGCAGACUCUCUCCACUGAGGCAGACCAGAUAGGAAGGGGGGUCCUCAGGCUGCUGGAAGGGCCAGUGACUCAGAGACCUGAAGAACUUGGCCAGCAACUGAGGCAGCUGCACAAGCAGAUAAGUGGCACCAAGUACAGCAGCAUGAUGAAGCUCCUCCGCUUCUCCCUUAGUGGCCUGCAGGACGGGCCCAGUGUUGCUGAGAUGAUGAUCCUGUUGGGGCCCAAGGAGACCAGCGUUCGCAUCCAGGGGGUUCUAUGCAGCCAACCUGCUCCAUGAGGGAAAGGGGCAAAGGAAGGACUUCGGAGCAUGGUGGAGCUUGGGAAAAUACCUCCCAUGCUUGGGGGCAACACACAGAGAACAUUCUCUGGUUUUAUAGCAGCAUAGUCUGAUGUUGAUGAAUGCUGGGUUCAAAUUUAAUAGAAAAGGGAAAAAUAUUAGCUGGAUCUAAGGACCUGUUGAAAUUAGAUAUGAGUGAGUCCUAACAUCCGAUGCGGCAUUCCUCAUUUUGUAGCUCUGGGGAAAAGGAUCAAGAUCUGAAAAAUGAUAUGGGAGUUAGGAAAUUAGAAUCAACCCUCUUACUUUAGUUAAGCCUAAAUUUUCCUAAUCCAGAUGAAAAUCCAAACUCAGCACUUUAGGCUUGCCUUUGCCAAGAACAUUUGACUUACCAGACUGGAUCCUUCCUUCUCCCUGAUCUCUGUGUUUUCUAGGGGCAGGGAGCUUCCAGCUGGUGAGGUCCUUGCCACCAAAAAUUUCUUUCUGCAACUGAACUGCCUGAAGUGUUUCCUCCUUCUUUCCUCACCUGUGCAAGGUGAGAUUGGGUCCCGAACUCUUGACUUUUAAUCAAUAAAAGACUUUCACAUUGUGA